GUGAUUUCUAAUAGAAUCGCCAUUUCAUUCUGUGUACUCUUAACUGUUUGCGAAAAGUGUUUAGUUUUAUAAUUAAAUCAGAAUAUACAUUUAAAAAGAUUUGUAUUCUGCUUUAGAAUUCCAAUUCAUAGUUGAAAAUUUUAUAUAACUGCCAUGGACAGAGCCAAAGAGGAAUCUGAAGAUUUUGAUCCAUUUGUUCUUCGUGUACGGGGUUUGCCAUGGUCAGCCUCAAAGGAUGACAUUAUCAAAUUUUUCGAUGGUUGCAAGAUUAAAAAUGGUCCGAGUGGAAUUCAUCUAACUAUGUCAAGGGAGGGACGACCAAGUGGUGAAGCUUAUGUUGAAUUUGAAACAGAGCAGGAUACUGCUAAAGGACUUGAAAAAAAUAAUGAACAUCUUGGUAGCAGAUACAUUGAAGUAUUUCGUUCCAAGCAAAAUGAAAUGGAGUGGGCUUUAAGGAGAUGUGGUCUUGAUGGUGAAGAAGCAUUUGGGGAUGCUUGUGUAAGGUUAAGAGGUUUACCAUUUGGUUGCUCCAAAGAGGAAAUAGCUCAAUUUUUUACAGGGUUGGAGAUUGUCCGAAAUGGGAUUACCCUACCAACUGACUUCCAGGGGAGAAGCACUGGGGAGGCUUACGUACAGUUUGCAUCACAAGAAAUAGCAGAAAAGGCGAUGGGGAAACACAAGGAAAAAAUUGGGCACAGAUAUAUUGAAAUCUUUAAAAGCAGUCUACAAGAAAUACGUUCAGCAAUGGGCAUGGGUCCUGUGCGAAUGAGAACCAUGAGUUCCAACCGAAUGAGUCCCUAUGAUAGACCUUCUGCAUUUGGACGCGGAGCUCGUGGAGCACGAGGAAGAGGAGGCCCAGUUACUCCCAGUUUUGGAGAAAGAGGAGGUGGAUUCAAUGAAAGAAUUCGUGAUACUGGACACAAUAUCCAUAUGCGAGGAUUGCCCUUCAGAGCUGUGGAAAGAGAUAUAUUUGAAUUUUUCGCUCCAGUAAAACCAGUUGCUGUGAGAAUCAAAUAUGAACCAAGUGGUCGAUCAUCUGGUGAAGCAGAUGCAAUGUUUGCAACCCAUGAAGAAGCUGUAAGAGCUAUGAAAAAAGAUAAAGAAAAAAUACAGCAUCGUUACAUAGAGCUGUUUUUACAAUCCGAACCAGAUUUCAGAAGAGAAAGCAUGGGCCCCUUUGGAGGAGGACCUGGACAGUUUGGUCGUGGAGGUGGGCGUCCUUUUAUGAAUGAAUCUGAUGGUGGAUUUGGAGGACCAAAUUUGGGACCUGACAGGGGCUUUGGUCCUGGAAUGGGAACAGAACGAGGUUUUGGACCUGGAGCAGGAUCUACAAGAGGAUUUGGUGGUGGGCCUGAAAGAGGUUUUGGUCUUGGUUCUGGAGGCUAUAGUGGUGGUGCUCCUGGUGGGGGACCAUCAAGAGGAUUUGGCACAGGAACAGCAGAUAGAGACUUUGGUUUUGGUUCUGAUAAGCCUUUUACUCCACCUGCUGUUGAAAGAGGAUUUGGUGCUGAUCAAGGUUUUGGUGGUGCUACUGAAAGAGGCUUUGGAAGCAGCAGUGAAAGAGGAUUUGGAGUUGGCCCAGACAGAGGCUUUGCAAGUAGGGCAGGAGACAGAGGCUUUGGAGGAGCUGCUGCUGAAAGAGGCUUUGGAAGUGGUUCUGCUGUUGAUAGAAGUUUCAGCGGUUCUGGAGAAAGAGGUUUUGGAGGUAGCGGAGCUGAUAGAAGUUUUGGAGGUGGUGUAGCUGGUAGAUCAUUUGGUGGCUCAGAUCCUGAAAGACCUUUUGUUUCUUCUGAAAGAUUUAGUGGAGCUGACAGAAGAAUGGAUGACAGAGGUUUUGGAAUGUCAGAUAAUUACAGAAAUGGAAUGCAAGGUGGCUCCAUGACAAGUGGUAGUUUGAGAAAUGACACUGGCUAUGGUGCUGAUUCUCGUGCUAAUGAGUCCGAAUUUUAUGGUUCUGGAAAAUUAUUUGGUGAUAGUAGUUAUCAGUCAUCAGUUGGCCAGGGAAUGAAUAUGAUGAGUGCAACCACUUAUCCAGGAUUCUAAUUCAUUUUUGAAUAUAUGAAACACUAUGCAAGAAAAGAUUUUUAACUAUGUGGUAGUCGUGGUUAUCAUGUCUUGCCUAUUGUACCAUUUACACAUCCAUGGAACUGAUUCAUUUGCUCAUAUUUGGUGUUUUCAUAGAGCAAAAAAAAUUUUAAUUUAAUCUGUAAUAGACUUUUUUAAGUGUACAUAAGUUUUUUCUUUAUUAAAACUGGUAAAAUAUGCUCA
Molecule: messenger RNA, 2268 nt
Organism: Stegodyphus dumicola
Lineage: Eukaryota; Metazoa; Arthropoda; Arachnida; Araneae; Eresidae
Product: G-rich sequence factor 1-like
Molecular function (GO): RNA binding
Source: RefSeq, a predicted model, not a curated record